UGUUUUUUCAAGUAUUCUGCAGCGUCUUUGCGGAUAUCCAGACCGCCCGGUCCUUCCUAGCAAAUCUCACCCCCUGGCUCUGCGCAGGUCCACCGCCGGCUACCGCGUCAAGCACCGCGUGAAACUAGAGGACGUCUGGCUCCACGCGUUCCGAGAUGAGGCAGAGCGCGACGAGGGGACGGCGGGGGACGCGGAUAUGAGCGUGACCCUCGCAGUGGCUUGGGGCCUCACUUUUUGUCUGGUGUGUUUUUGCUCCCCUGAGGUGGCGGCGCGCUGGUUCGAUACCCUCCACAGUAAAACAGAAGAAGCGAGAGCCAGGGCCGGUUGCGCUUCUCCUUGUCCGGAGAUCCUCAUGAAGGUUUUCGGUGGCAACAUUGCAACGAAAAAUCUCAUCGGAGGCGGCAUGGAGCAGUUUGUCAACUUUGAUGGAGAUGCAAACACUUCGGCCGUGCCCCAGUUGUCGGACAACCAGGACGGCAAGAUGGUGCACACGCUCGAAACGAAAUGGAGCUUGAUGAAGACGCUGAAGAAGGGCUCGAGUUUCAUCGGCAAAGCAAGUCACCCGGACGGCAAGACUCAGCUCUUCGGGCGGCCCCUCUGCAAAGUGUGCCCGGAUGACGGCUCUCUCCCGAAGCCCGUCACGGAGAUGCUGGUGUUGCUGCGGAAAAGGGGGCCGUCCACGGAGGGAGUGUUCCGGAAGACUUGCCACAACAAGAACAUGAAGGAGGUCCGGGACAGGCUCAAUGCCGGCCUGCAAGUGGACAUGGAGGCCCAGCCCGUCGGUCUCCUGGUGGGGCUGCUCAAAAAUUUUUUGAAAGAACUUCCCGGGAGCCUGCUGGUUUGUGAACUUUACCACGAGUGGAUGACUGCGAUGCAGAUGGAGGAAAGCCAGCAGAGAGAGCGAGAACUCAGAAGGGUGGUAAACAAGCUCCCCGGGCCCAACAAGCUCCUCCUGCAGCACCUCGCCUGCGUCCUCCAUCACAUCCUCGAGAACGCCGACCACAACAAGAUGGACGCCUACAACCUCGCGGUGUGCAUCGCCCCGACCUUGCUGCAAAUGGAGGUCACGCCGCUCGAAGAGCAGAAGGAGACCAUGAAAAAGGUCACAGAGCUCACGCAGUUCCUGAUUCAACACUGCGAGAUCCUCGGAGAGAAUAUCCCGCACCUCUUGGAUACCGAUGAAGACUCCGUCUCCUCCCAGCAUCACGACUCGGCGUACGACAGCACCGAUCCGGACGGAGAUGGGGACGCCGGGGGCAGCGGUUCGUCUCCCUCCCUCAACCUCACCAUUUCGACGUGUUCGUCGGAUGCGAUCUUCAUUUCCAAGCCUGCCUUCAACCGUCGCUGCUCCGAGCCCAUCAUUCUGCCCUCGGGCGACGCGUCGAACCUCUGCGGCCAUUCCAGGAGCCAUGACGACUGCUCUGUCGAGAACUUUGCAGAGCAACCUUUAAAAAAGCCAAUCUCUGAGGAUUCCUUCUGGCAAACGGCACAGAGAGGAAACCAGCGGCCCGGUUUGUCUUCUUCAAAACUGAGCAGCUGCUCUAACAUGGACCGGCUUAGCUACAACAGGAUUCAAGUCACGGGCUGCUCCAGCUCUUCCCUCGACAGCGCCGCCUCCAACCAAUCCGAGGGCUCCGUGUUCACCAGCUCUCCGCCGGGCUCGCCGCCGUGCUCCAGGAGAACCGGCCGCAACGUCGCGGCUCCUCCGAGGCCCGAGGAGGACUCGCCGCCGUUGAUUUCAAGCGAGAGAAAGCGUUCAAAUUCGUUGAGGGCCGCCUACAAGGUCCUGAUGCGCACCAAGAGCUUGGGAGGCUUCAGUAGGAACAGCCUGAAGAAGCAGCACCAAAAUGGCAACGCCUCCCCUUGUGAAACGCUCCAGGAGGACUCCCGGAGCGAAGCGCUCUCUCCGACCGACCCCAAGCCGCGGCCCCUGUCGGCCAUCGAAGUCUUCAGGCACGCGGACAGCAGGCUGCCCUGCAGUCCGCCUCCGUACGAGCAGGCGGUGCACAGCGCGCUUCUUGCUCCGCGCUACGGUUCCAUGACUGUAUACGACGCCAUAGCUCUGGAAAGAAGAUCCCGCCCGUCUUCUGGGAAUUAUUCCUUCCCGCCGAGCUACUUGGACAAUCGCCCCGUCGACAGUUGCAAGCAAGAAGCACGGGAGGAAAUUCCGGGGCGCAGGCUGGUCUCCCGCCAGAGGGCCGCGUCCGAAUCCGUGUCCGCAGCGGCGGCUCAUCGGGAGACCGUAUCCCGGAGGUGCAGCCAGCCUGUGUUUGAGGAAUUUCAAUAUGCUAAAGAGUCCUACGUUUGACUGACCACACAACCCAUAGCUUCAGGACCACUUUUCACCGUGUGUUCUACUUUUGGCCGGACUUUGAUUCCCCCCCCCGGAUAAUUGUGCCUCAGCAGGACAUUGUGCCCCCAAUUGCUCCCCUACGGUUCAGUCAUUCUGGACUCUGACGUAACGCCGACGGGCCUCGUGACAAAGCGACUGUGUUUCCAGGCUGCAGCCAUUGAAAAAAAAUGAACUUUUCGUUCUCCGCCCGCGGUUCAACUCUGCCGGAGGAACGCGCGCUCAUAUCAUGGGAUCGGUUUAUUGUUCUCUGAACUCUGUUUUUAUCUAUACCGCAUUAUGUUUAAAUGUUUGCACGUAGAGUACAUGCCGUUCCCGAGUAGUACUAUUAUAGAGUACACAUGUACAGUCUUGAUAGAUAAUGUAGUCUAUCAAAAUGAAGCUAUGAAGGUACGUUUGUCUCUUUUGAUUCUAAUAUUUAAUGCAGUACUGUGCAAAAGUAUUUGGCCACCUCAAUCAGUGUUGUUUUAAUGACGGGCAUUUUCAUAUAUAGCAAGUUUUUGUUGUUGCGCAUUUUCAACUACUACUGUACACAGCAAAUGAAAGUAGGAGUGGGCGGCUUACACUAAAUGUCACUUUCGUCUUUUUUAUUUUGAAUUUUGCAAAGCUAAGAUAAACAACACUAUAAUGGCCUUGGACUUUUGCGCUUUACUAUAUUUAAAUAUAGUCGUGACUCAAAUGUCUUGCUUGCUUGUUUUAUUGGCCUUCUCAUUUCACUACAUUAAAAUACAUUGUUGUCAAUAACAUAGUUCAUUGUUUGUAAAUAGAAAAUAAAUAAAUAGCAGCAGCAAUUUGGAUUACAGCAACUUUUGAGUGGAAUAAGUAAAAACUGUCAAGAUCAACUUCUCUUUCGUCCAAUUGUUGUGCAACAAAGUGACAAAGAGUCAUUGAGAGAACGGUGUGUUGUGACGCAUACGCAAAAAAAAAAAAAAAAAAAUUAAACCAUGACAAGGAAACCAGAAAGGGUCACAUGAACGGAUUUGGUUUUUCUCUGAAUUGUUGUUCCCUUACUGCGAUCUCAAAUGUUCUUCCUUCCGUCUUUAUCAGCGACUCGCUUUAAAUCAAAACCAGAAAGUCAUCGUCGCUAGUAUCUGAAAUAUUUCAUUUCACGUGUACUCAAGGAUUAGUCAUUUUUAUACAUACAAAUCAACAGUAGUGAAGAAACUGUGGACUAGUAUAUUUACUGUAUAUUGUACUGUAAAUGCAACACUAGUAAGGAUACGCAGUUAUGUCAUGAGCAGGCCGGUGGGGCGUGGCCUGGCCACUGCUCUGGGUGGACUCAUCUCUGACACCCGUCAACGGUCACAGCUGUUUUGCACGAGGCACUGUGAUUAGACCAAAUAUUUAAGUUGGAGCUUUGUCACCAGCAUUUACCAUUUCGUUGCCCUGAGUUAUUGAGUUGCAUUCACUGACAGUCGAAAUCUCCACCACUGAAAAUAGUGUGUUGUUGAGCUAUCCUCGUCACAGUUUAAUCCUGUCUUAGUUUGUUUCAUAGUCAUAGUCAAGACCUAGUUCAUAGUUGUCUCCUAGUCAUCAGACCUCCCUGCGUGUCUUUUGGAUCCUGCCUAGCCUAGCGUUUCUGUACCUCUGCCUUCUUCGACUGCUUACACCGUGUAUGACCUCAGCUUUGAAAAAAACUACGCCUAACAUCAUCCCCUCGUCUCGGAGUCCUGCAUUUGGGUCCAGCCCCGCACCAGAGCCAGAAAGACACGAUCGGAACGUACACUUUCUCCAGCCGUCCCAGGCCCGUUGAGAACCGCUCC
Molecule: messenger RNA, 4113 nt
Organism: Syngnathoides biaculeatus (alligator pipefish)
Lineage: Eukaryota; Metazoa; Chordata; Actinopteri; Syngnathiformes; Syngnathidae
Gene: tagapb
Product: T cell activation RhoGTPase activating protein b
Exons: 12
Coding region: 197-2308 (703 amino acids)
Biological process (GO): signal transduction; regulation of Rho protein signal transduction
Molecular function (GO): GTPase activator activity
Source: RefSeq, a predicted model, not a curated record